Molecule: messenger RNA, 237 nt
Organism: Caenorhabditis angaria
Lineage: Eukaryota; Metazoa; Nematoda; Chromadorea; Rhabditida; Rhabditidae
Source: the annotation of a GenBank genome assembly
AUGGUGCAUUACGACCUAAACCAAGAGAACAUCGGCACAACUGAACCAGAGGUCACAAGAAGACCAGGUGUUCAAACUGAACCAGAGGUCACAAGAAGACCAGGAGUUCAAACUGAACCAGAGGUCACAAGAAGACCAGGAGUUCAAACUGAACCAGAGGUCACAAGAAGACCAGGUGUUCAAACUGAACCAGAGGUCACAGAAGACCAGGAGUUCAAAAAACAACCAGAGGUCUAA